Messenger RNA from Salvelinus fontinalis (brook trout), 4889 nucleotides. Its product is annotated as gastrula zinc finger protein XlCGF57.1-like. Bases 1386 to 3014 code for a protein of 542 amino acids. Gene Ontology annotation, cellular component: nucleus. The record is from RefSeq and is a predicted model, not a curated record. Gene Ontology annotation, molecular function: RNA polymerase II cis-regulatory region sequence-specific DNA binding; DNA-binding transcription factor activity, RNA polymerase II-specific. Gene Ontology annotation, biological process: regulation of transcription by RNA polymerase II. The transcript has 2 exons. NCBI's taxonomy places the organism in Eukaryota, Metazoa, Chordata, Actinopteri, Salmoniformes, Salmonidae.
AAACAGGGCUGAACACGGUGGAUGAUAAGCCUGGUACAUUAGUCAUGGAAACAGGGAUGAACACUGUGGAUGAUUAGCCUGGUACAUUAGUCAUGGAAACAGGGAUGAACACUGUGGAUGAUUAGCCUGGUACAUUAGUCAUGGAAACAGGGCUGAACACUGGAUGAUAAGCCUGGUACAUUAGUCAUGGAAACAGGGAUGAACACUGUGGAUGAUAAGCCUGGUACAUUAGUCAUGGAAACAGGGCUGAACACGGUGGAUGAUAAGCCUGGUACAUUAGUCAUGGAAACAGGGCUGAACACGGUGGAUGAUAAGCCUGGUACAUUAGUCAUGGAAACAGGGCUGAACACGGUGGAUGGUAAGCCUUGUACAUUAGUCAUGGAAACAGGGCUGAACACGGUGGAUGAUAAGCCUGGUACAUUAGUCAUGGAAACAGGGCUGAACACUUGAGUCCUGCUGUUGACAGUCAAAUGUUUAGGGUCAUGCUACACAGCUGGCUACAGACAAACACACACACACACACACCUGUUCCCCUAUGGCAACAGAGCUAUUCUUUAAACAACCAGAUAACCCAGCUGUCGGUUUCAGAUCAAUUAUUUAUUAAUAAAAACAAAAAAGUUAUAUAAGUAUAGUCUGAUUUGAUUCAUGUCAUAAUGUAAUGAUUAAACAGAGAUAUACAAAUGUAUGUGUAACCGAUGUGAAAUGGCUAGCUAGUUAGUGGUGGUGCACGCUAAUAGCCUUUCAAUCGGUGACGUCACUUGCUCUGAGACCUUGAAGUAGUAUACCUCUAGUAUACUUCUAGAUCUCAGAGCGGCUUUUGUGGAGCGAUGGGUAACGAUGCUUCGUGAGUGACUGUUGUUGAUGUGUGCAGAGGGUCCCUGGUUCGAGGGGACGAACUAAAGUUAUACUGUUACAUAUGCUUUCCAGAAAAGAUCUCCUUCCAUUUGUCCAAGAGUAUUUCUCAUCCAUUUUGACCUAAUGCUGCUCAAGCAAUGAUAUUCAGUCGACUCCAGAUAAGUGCAUUUUCAAUACUUGCAAACUCUGUGUUAAGUAGAUUACAGUGUUUUGUCAGACCCAUUUCAAUGUCAUGACUUUAUAAUUACUCUUGAUAAUGGCAUUCUCUGGUUUAGUGCACGCUGUCCCAAGCAUACACUAACAACAACGCUAUUACUCAAUUUAAAUGUUUCGUGUUUCCACACGUAGUUAUCGAUUUCUAUUAUAAUUGGUCUGUAACUUGUAUUAAAACCCCCCACCCUCAUUGUGGCGCUGUGUUGUGUUUAUGGGCUCUCCACCCGCUUCUAAAAACAGAAAAAUAAAAUACGGAAAUAAAACUAGGAGUGUGCUUGUCACCAUCGUUCUUUCUUCAACUCUCAGUCGACUGAAACAUGCCUAAACUACAGUCGUUUCGUAUGUUUUUAAAUGAGCGUUUAACUGCGGCCGCUGUAGAGAUUUUGGGUGCAGUUGAGCAAACGGUAGCGGACUAUCAGGAGGAGAAUGAUCGGCUACGGAGACUGCUGAGGAUCACACCGGAGAUACAACUACGUAGGAUAGAAUCUCUGCAGCUCUCUCUCGCUGUCUCUGAAGAGGAGGUUCUCCCUGAGCAGCAGCACUGUGAGCAGGAGUGGAGCCCCAGUCUGGGGCAGGAGAACCCAGAACUUCCACAGAUUAAAGAGGAACAGGAGGAACUCAGGACCAGUCAGGAAGAAGAGCAGCUUCAAGGGCUGGAGGCUGAUUUCAAAUUCACUCCUUCCUGUGUGAAAAGUGAAUGUGAUCAGGAGGACCCACUUCAGUCCAUGACUCUUCCGCAAACCCAGACUGUGGAGAACAGAGAGCGUGACCCUAAACAAGUGGAUCUCACACCUUUUGUUACUGUGACCCACAUUAAGGGUCUCUACAUUCCCUGUGACCCUCCAGAUAAUCAAAACAAUACCUCCAGCCACAGGUCAGCUGUAAGCAGUGACCCAGUAGGACUUGACAGCAGCCCGCCAUUGGAUCCCAGCCCACCAUUGAAUCCAAACCUAUCAAUGGGGGAACACUAUUCCAAACCCAGCACCAUGUCUAGAAAAACUCACCACUGCCGUGACUGUGGUGAAAUGUUUGCUUUGAAAGCUGACCUGCAGAGGCAUGUGACUCUCUUCAAGAAGAGACUCAGUGAAUGCCGCUUCUGCAGAAAAUGCUACAACUCCACCUGUAAACUAAAGGCCCAUGUCCGACUCUGUCACAGUGGGAAACCCUACACCUGCCCUGUUUGUAGCAAGACCUUCAAACUCAAAGGAGACCUGUCCAAGCACAUGAGGAUUCACACAGGGGAGAAACCAUAUAGCUGUGGUGACUGUGGGAAAAGAUUCAAUCAGAAGGGGAAUCUAAGGAACCAUAAACUGACUCACACAGGAGAGAAAUCAUUUAGCUGUGAUGACUGUGGGAAAAGCUUCAAUCAGAAGGGGUCCCUAAAGAAGCAUAUACUUACUCACACGGGAGAUAAACCAUUUAGCUGUGCUGACUGUGGGAAAAGCUUCAAUCAGAAGGGGAAUCUAAGGAACCAUAAACUGACUCACGCAUUAGAGAAACCAUUUAGCUGUGAUGACUGUGGGAAAAGCUUCAAUCAGAAGGGGUCCCUAAAGAAGCAUACACUGACUCACACAGGAGAGAAACCAUUUAGCUGUGGUGACUGUGGUAAAAGCUUCAAUCAGAAAUGGAAACUAUCUUUACAUAUCCAGACUCACACAGGAGGGAAACCAUUCAGCUGUGAUGAGUGUGGGAAAAGCUUCAUUCAGAAGUGGUCCCUAAAGAAGCAUACACUUACUCACACAGGAGAUAAACCAUUUAGCUGUGAUUACUGUGGGAAAAGCUUCAUUUACAAGGGAAACCUUAAGAGCCAUAAACUGACUCACACAGGAGAGAAACCAUUUAGCUGUGAUGAUUGUGGGAAAAGCUUCAAUCAAAAGUCUAACUUACUGACGCAUGUUAAAAACAUCCACAAAGGAGGAAAACAGGAUAAACUGAAAGAAAAUUAGGACAAAGAUCUAUUUAGUCACAAGAUGACAAUAAAAAGUCAGGAUGUGGACAAUUCUGAGUACACGCUCAGACACAAAUAGCUGGAAUAAUUAAAUGAAGUCUAUGAGAGAAUAGUCAGAUUAACUGAUUACUAAAUUAGCAGUGCAGAUGGCAUUAUUUUAUUAAGUGCAGAGAUGUAUUAUAGGUAUGAAUGUGUAGGGGACUUCUGAACUUCUACAGAUUUUGUGGCCCAGCAGGAAGAUCAGCAUAUCCCAAAUCCAGAGGUUGUCAGUUCAAAUCCCAGGUGGGGUCAUAUUGAAAAGUCUACUAAGUGAUCAUGUCAAAUAAGACAUGACUUUAGUCAUCAACUUUGUGCACAAAACAUACAUUGAAUUAUUUUAUAACAAUUAGAUCAUGAAGAUGUUAACAUUUUAUUUUCAUGAUCUGAUGUCAUGAGCCAGUUGGCCAGGGAGUAGUGUGGUUGGUUUGUUUAAAGGUCCUGAACGGUCAUAAGAGCACCUCCUCCCAGCUGCCCACUGCACUGAUGCUAGGAAGCACUGUCACCAUCGAUAAAUCUACGAUUAUCGAGAAUUUCAAUAAGCAUUUUUCUACGGCUGGCCUUGCUUUCCACCUGGCUACCCCUACCCCGGUCAACAGCUCUGCACACCCCACAGUGUGCAACUUGCCCAAGCCUCCCCCAUUUCUCCUUCACCCAAAUCCAGAUACCUGAUAUUCUGAAAGAGUUGCAAAAUCUGGACCCCUACAAAUCAGCUGGGCUAGAAAAUCUGGACCCUCUCUUUCUAAAAUGAUCUGCCUCAAUUGUUGCAACCCCUAUUAUUAGCCUGUUCACCCUCUCUUUCGUAUCGUCUGAGAUCCCUAAAGAUCGGAAAGCUGCUGCGGUCAUCCCCCUCUUCAAAGGGGGAGACACUCUAGACCCAAACUGUUACAGACCUAUAUCUAUCCUACCCUGCCUUUCUAAGGUCUUCGAAAGCCAAGUUAACAAACAGAUCACCGACCAUUUUCAAUUCCACCGUACCUUUUCUGCUAUGCAAUCUGGUUUCCGAGCUGGUCAUGGGUGCACCUCAGCCACGCUCAAGGUCCUAAACGAUAUCAUAACCGCCAACGACAAAAGACAAUACGGUGCAGCCGUCGACCAGGCCAAGACUUUUGACUCUGUCAAUCACCGCAUUCUUAUCAGCAGACUCAACAGCCUUGGUUUCUCAAAUGACUGCCUCGCCUGGUUCACCAACUACUUCUCAGAUAGAGUUCAGUGUGUCAAAUCGGAGGGCCUGUUGUCCGGACCUCUGGCAGUCUCUAUGGGGGUGCCACAGAGUUAAAUUCUUGGGCCGACUCUUUUCUCUGUAUAUAUCAAUGAUGUCGCUCUUGCGGCUGCUGAUUCUCUGAUCCACCUCUACGCAGACAACACCAUUCUGUAUACUUCUGGCCCUUCUUUGGGCACUGUGUUAACUAACCUCCAGACGAGCUUCAAUGCCAUACAACUCUCCUUCCGUGGCCUCCAACUGCUCUUAAAUGCAAGUAAAACUAAAUGUAUGCUCUUCAACUGAUCGCUGCUCGCAUCUGCCCGCCCGCCUAGCAUCACUACUCUGGAUAUAGAUAUAGAUAUGAAAAGAGCAAUGUAAUUUAUGGAGGACACAUCAUGUAUUGACUUAUUUUAAACUUUUAAGGUAUAGAAAAUAUAGAUUUUUGUGUUAAAAUAUAGAUUUUAACACAAAAAUAAAAACAUACAACUGACUAUGUUGCAGAUUUAUCAUUGAAAAAUGUUGCGUAACAAAUUCAGUACUUCGAUAAAUACAGGCAUUUGACAAAGCAUCAUCUCAAACAAUUAAAAACACAAUUGACCAUUCAUCACAUGACAAGCAUACAAUAUUUUUUUU